CCCGAAAUCAGCCCAAUAUCAUUAAACCCAAGUCCAAUAUUUUUUGCGUCUUAACGAUAUUUCAAAAUUGAAGUCUGAUUCAGAGUUCUUCUUCUAGAAUCGUCUUCUCCUCUUCUCGUCGGCUGUUUUCUCGCAGGAGAUUCUCAGUAAUGGCUAGGUCAACGAGCAAACACGGCCGCGAUCCAACUCAGGAUUUCCAGGGAUUUUUGAAUGACUUGCAGGAUUGGGAACUUUCAAUGAAGGAUAAGGACAAGAAAACCAAACAGCAACCUUCUAAUUUUUCAAAUCCGAACAGUGAGAAGUUUAGACCGAGUGCCAGUGGUUCAGGGCAGUAUGACUUUGCAAAAAAGUAUGGUCCUAUGAGUGAUUUAUCGAAUGACGAUAUUCAUUUGGAUGCUAAUUCAGAGAAGGAACAGGGGAAUAAAUAUUUCAAGCAGAAGAAGUUCAAUGAGGCCAUCGAUUGUUACUCUCGGAGCAUUGCUUUAUCGCCGAACGCUGUUGCUUACGCGAAUCGAGCAAUGGCUUACCUUAAAAUCAAAAGAUAUCGAGAGGCUGAGGUAGAGUGCACAGAAGCUUUAAAUCUGGAUGAUCGAUACAUAAAAGCAUACUCACGCCGAGCAACAGCAAGAAAGGAACUAGGCAUGCUUAAAGAAGCCAAGGAAGAUGCUGAGUUUGCUUUAAGAUUAGAGCCUCAGAGCGAGGAACUUAAGAAGCAAUAUGCCAACAUCAAAUCUCUGCUCGAGAAAGAAAUCAUAGAGAAAGCCACUGGAGCAAUGCAAAGCACUGCACAAGAACUGAUGAAAACUGUGGGUUUAGAUAAGAAAACAAAAACGCCAAGUACAGAUAUGAAUUUGAAGCCUGUGACCCUAGGGGCCAAAACAAACGGGGAUAUGGUUCAGCCUGUUUCACGUAGCAAGGAAAGUUCAGGGAAGAAGCUCAUUGAAAGCGUACAACCUGAGGAGAAACAUAAAGAAGGUUCAAAGAAAAUUUCAGUUAUCAUAGAGGAUGUAGACAGUAAGAAAGUGACGCAUAGAAGCCAAAGUAAUGAAAAGGAGGCUACAUCUUCUGGACAAGGAAACCAAGUUUCUUCUAGAAAGAUGGAAUUAAAGCCAUCAGUGCAAGAGCUUGCUGCUCAUGCUGCUUCACUUGCAAUGGCUGAAGUUUCUAAAAACAUUAAACCUCCAAAAUCUGCUUACGAGUUUGAGAACUCUUGGCGGAGUUUUUCUGGAGACCGUGCGUUACAAAACCAGUUGUUGAAGGUUAUGACUCCGAGCUCUUUACCUCAGAUCUUCAAGAACGCUUUGACUUCUCCGAUUUUGGUUGACAUAAUCAAAUGCGUAGCCUCGUUUUUCGCUGAAGACACGGAUUUGGCUGUUAAAUACAUUGAGAACCUAACAAAGGUUCCUAGAUUCAACAUGAUCGUCAUGUGCCUUACUUCAACCGAGAAGAACGAGCUUUUGAAGAUAUGGGAGGAUGUUUUCUGCAACAAUGCAACUCCAAUAGAGUAUGCAGAGGUCUUAGCCAAACUGAGAUCAAGAUACUACCUGAAACAGUAACUUAGGAGAUUGGUCUUUGUAGCAGACCCAGUCAGCUUUUUUCAAUGAUCAUGAAUCAGUACUUUCUUUGCGGUUAUGAUAGAUACCGGUUUUGGUUUUGUUUAUAUAUAUACCGGGAAACGUAGAAUACUUUAUCGGUAUCCAUCCAAUGUGUGCAUGGGAAAAUUACCGUAAACUGAAGAACCAAACCAAAUCGAGAGAAAACGAAACCGAAUCAUGUAGUUAUAGUUAUCUGAAUGAGUAUUUGAAGUUACAGUAUAUUAGGUAUUUGAACCUAAGAACCGAAU
Molecule: messenger RNA, 1843 nt
Organism: Thlaspi arvense
Lineage: Eukaryota; Viridiplantae; Streptophyta; Magnoliopsida; Brassicales; Brassicaceae
Source: the annotation of a GenBank genome assembly